AUGAAUGUGCAGCUUCCAAUGAAGGCAUUAAUUAUUCACAUAAACCAAGUCAUUGGAGCAACAGAUGCUUUGCCACAGAUUCCAACACCACAGGUUGCACAGAGUAAAAACUCUGAGAAGGCAAAGAAGUCAUUAGUUAAAAAAGCUCAGGAUUCAUGUCACACCUUAAAUGGCCAGACCCUUCUUGAAUUCUCUCGAUUUCAAGAAAUGGAAGGGGAAGGAGCUGGCCCAGAACUGCGGGUGAAGGCUGCUGCUCUGUGGGUCCGCGUCGCCUUCCGCCCUUCGCUCCCUAAGGACCUGAGGAGCAUCCCUGACAAGAACAUUACGCUCUGGCUGUUCAAAGUAACCAAGCCGGCCACUGUAUCUUUUACCAAUGACACGCACCUGAGUGGUAAGGAGUUCGAUGACUACACAGAAAUGGCAGCAUCCUUACCUGUCACACUAUCAGGACUGGGAUGGCUGAAAUUUGAUCUCACAUCAACAGUGCAGAACUGGUAUGCUGCUAGACAUGCUCCAAGGGAACGUCUGCGCCUUCUGGUAGACUGUUCUGGUUGUUCUGAUAUGGUGGAAGCCAUCCUGUUCCAGCAGCGGCCACCAGAUGCUGAUUAUAAGCCACAUCCUGAGACUAGUUUCUCUAGGGUGAUUAACAGUAUUGACUCCACAAGUGACCUGUACUCUCAAAGUCACCCUAGCAGUCUGGGUCUAUCCAAUGAUGCCCAGCGUCCAUUUCUAGUAGUCCACACAGAUCCAACUGCCAUUAGACGUGUCAGAAGAAGAGCAUUGGAUUGCACUGACGGAGACAAAGGUCCUUGCUGCAAAAACAAAUUUUACGUUAAUUUUACAGAAAUCGGAUGGGAAGACUGGAUUAUAGCACCUAGUGGUUACUAUGCAAAUUACUGUCGUGGUGAUUGUGGUGGACCUCACAGAACGCCAGAUUCCUACGUGAACUUCCAUACACCUCCACUGGAGGAGUAUAGAAAGAUGGACAGCCUACCAGGUUUACAACCUUGUUGUGCUCCAGUCAAGUUCUCAUCAAUGUCUUUAAUUUAUUGGGGUCUAGAUAACAAAAUAAUAAAGAGAGAUCCCCCGAAAAUGGUUGUUGAUGAGUGUGGUUGUCCUUAG
Molecule: messenger RNA, 1122 nt
Organism: Schistocerca piceifrons (Central American locust)
Lineage: Eukaryota; Metazoa; Arthropoda; Insecta; Orthoptera; Acrididae
Product: inhibin beta chain-like
Exons: 3
Coding region: 1-1122 (373 amino acids)
Biological process (GO): SMAD protein signal transduction
Cellular component (GO): extracellular region
Molecular function (GO): cytokine activity; growth factor activity
Source: RefSeq, a predicted model, not a curated record